GUUGCACAUGUCUUUCGAAUCAAUAAGCUAAAAUCAACAGAUAUUUUUUGUAUUAUUGCGCCCUAUUUGGUCAAAUGAUUGUUGUUGAUUACGACAACCACCACCUGUCAAUAAAUAAUUCAGGAACGUCUCCUGAUAACAGAAUAAUUCAGGAAAUGUUAUUGAUACAGGUGGCAAACGGAGACCCAGAGGUAUCUGUACAUUUUAAUUUUGCCGAUGCUUGUCAUCGGGGACAAGAAUGGAAUUUAUUUCCUUGCAGCGUGGGAGUGAAAUCUGCAUGGCAGGACUUUAGUAUAUCGUCUCAAGGGAGUUUAAGCAAAAAACUCCCCGCAGGCUGAUGGAUCAAAGCUUAGAUGAUUGCUUAACUGUUUGAACAGCAUUCAAUACAUCUUCUGGUAUAUUGGAGAAUAACAAAGAAGAUCAAAGCAUCUAGCAAUUGGAAUCCAAGCAUAUGAGAGAAGCAAUCGUUUGUCUGGUAUUUUGUGCAUUGAUGCUAACAGCUGGAAACAAAUCUGGGCAUACCGGUUUUAUUGAAAAUUGAAGAAGAAAAAUGGACGCUGGAGCGUUCGCCUACUACACAACACUUGCAGUGAUGUGCUUUCUGUCUGCCAUAAUGAACUUGUUGAUUCUAGUCACGUUCCUGAUCAACCGACAAAAACUUUCGCAAAAUCCUUGCAACAAAAUAUUGUUGGCAUUGUCCAUUGCUGAGUUUUCGUUCGGUGUCACUGGUACCGUAAACUGGGUACUUGUGCCAACUGUCGAUGUGGAUAUUUACAAGACUGUCGGUAUGAUCCCGAUGUUCGCAAGUGCAUUGGCAUCGGUGAAUAUUCUCUGCAUCUUGACGUUUAACCAGUUAGUUGCUAUUGAAUACCCAUUGCGACACGCAUCGCUUGUCACAGAUAGGCGUGUCAAUAUUGUUUCUGCCUUCACACUUUCACUAUCAAUUGCCUUUAUUCUAAUUCAAGUCAGUAUUUACUGGAUUUGCAACGGAGAAGUUGAGUUGCACUCGCGUUCUGUCUUUGUCACGGUGUACUUUGCAGUCGGGCUACUGGUGUUGACAAUAUCUAAUUACAGACUUUAUGUAGCUAUUCAAAAUCAAAGGCGACAGCUGCAACCCUUGUCGAGCAUCAGUCAGGAGCAAUACAGAGAAGCAAACAGACCCUCGAUUGCUGUUUCGCAGUUCGAGACCAAUAUCGGCCCAGAAGGGCAAUCGCAGCCUAGAGUGAAAGCAAAGCAGCAUUUAAAGAAUGGCCGAAUUUGUAUAAUUCUCGUGAUCGUCUAUGUUAUCAACUGGUUGCCGCUAACUGUUUACCGAAUAAGCUCGUUUUUCGGACGAAACGUGCAAGUGUCAUGGGCCUUAAGGACUGCGAUGACACUGGCAACUUUGCACCAGAUCCUUACUCCCAUUCUAUAUCUUCUUAAUCGAAAGGAUAUCAGAAAAAUGGUCAGGAAUUUUAUGUGCAAACCGAAACAUACUCCUUAGAACAGACCACUUGCUUCUCAGAAUCGUUACGUCGUAUACGCCACGUAUUAAAUCAGUUCAAUGAAAAUAGGCUUGCUGAAUUAUUUUAAAUUUAGAUGUUUUCGACGAAAGUGGAAGAGCUAGUUUAAGGCGAUACUAAGGAUUUUUUGCUGGACUUGCUGGUGGAUUCCCCGUUUCAACAACUACAAUUGAAAUUGUAAACUUCUUUAGGUGAAAAGCAAAUGAACUUUAUCCGAUACAAUUUGAAUUUCGAAAUGAGUAUUUAGAACUUUCUCCUUGAUAAUUGUUUACAAAAGAAAAGACAACAACCUUUGAAUUUUGUUUUGUCUGUCAUUCUAAAGUUUGUAACCCUACUCCCCGAAUCGUUGUAAUCAGUUCUGCAAUAAUUCCUAGUCUUUUUUUAGAAAAAAGUGUUUGAUGAGAAAUACCACCGCAUAAUUCGCUUUUUUGAAUUGAAUCGAAAAUAGUGUUUUCCAGCAAAGAAUAAAGGGGAAUCAGUAGCAUAAUUAUCAAUCAGAAAAAAUCUUGAAUGGGCUUUCGGCUCGUUAAUCUCGUUACAAUUACCUUACGAAAGCCCAAAUUUUCCAACGAGAACUCUCCUUUGGCGGAGCUGAGCCUAGUGUCCCCCCCCCCCUCUCCCCUAUAAUUUCCACCACUGGACACUAAUAAUGUUUUAACAUAUAUUCCUUUUAGUGUGCUCCAGAUUGGUUGUAUAGCCUUAAGAAGUAAACGAUUGAUAAUUGUGAAGAUUGUGCUAGAGAAUGUAUCAUAAUUUAUAUGACUAAACGUAUCGAUUUUGCCUUUGAUAAUAAAUGUGCCUAUUUCUAUCUAAUGUUGACAUUUAUCUGCUUGUAGUUUUAGCAUUUCGUACUUAUCCAGGGCCGUAGCACUGUUAAAAUUAUUGUGAAGGAGGGGAAGGGAAAACUUAAAAAUGCUAUGUGAAACUCAAUUACAAACGUUGCUUUUAAUUUUCAUUUAGAAUUAUUGGGGGUCAUGGCCUCCUGCCCCCCUCCCAACUUGGAUACUACGGCCUUGCUUUCUAGUAGACACAUAUUAGCAAAAAAACUCAUUGAAAGAAUUAUAGGUUCGUUCUUGAAAGGCGAGCGGUUAUGCAAGUGCAAAAUCCAUGCUAUUUUAAACAAUGUAUUACAUCUUUUUUAAAAAUUCAAAACUUUUCAAUGGCGUUUCAAAAAACGUGUGCUUUCUUUUUUGGCUCAUUUGAGCUUCGCCUAAAAAUCAGAUCAAAACAAGUUAUGCUAAAAAGUUUUGAGCACGUCUCUCACGUUUCCUGGUUAAGAUUUUCUUAAACAAUCUUUUCAGUCCUGAAAUACCAGCAAGCCAAAA
Molecule: messenger RNA, 2827 nt
Organism: Rhopilema esculentum
Lineage: Eukaryota; Metazoa; Cnidaria; Scyphozoa; Rhizostomeae; Rhizostomatidae
Source: RefSeq, a predicted model, not a curated record